Messenger RNA from Haemonchus placei, 609 nucleotides. The record is from the annotation of a GenBank genome assembly. NCBI's taxonomy places the organism in Eukaryota, Metazoa, Nematoda, Chromadorea, Rhabditida, Trichostrongylidae.
AUGAGGUGGUUAACCACAUUUGUGAUAGUAGCUCAUGUCACACUCAGUUUUGCCUACGAUGACGAAUCCAUUACUUGCGGAUCAGUAUUGAAACUUUCCAAUGCAAACGAAGGUUCCCGAUUGCAUUCUCAUGAUGUCAAAUAUGGUAGUGGCAGCGGUCAACAAUCAGUCACUGCUGUUACGGCUUCUGACGACGUGAAUUCACACUGGCAAAUUUAUCCAGCCCUAAACGAGAAGUGCCAUCGCGGUGAUCCGAUCAAGUGUGGUGACAAAAUUCGACUAAAACAUCUCACUACCGGCUGCUUCCUGCAUACUCAUCACUUCCAAGCACCUCUCUCCAGCCAUUACCAGGAAAUAUCGUGCUUUGGUGGUGACACCCAAAGUGAUACUGGAGAUAAUUGGCAAAUUCUUUGUAAUUCGGAUGAGUGGCUGGAGAGUGACGCUGUGAAGAUUAAGCAUGUUGAUACUAGUGUGUACCUAGCAUUAUCUGGACAACAAUUUGGUAGGCCGAUUCAUGGCCAGAGAGAGGUCGUCGGAACUGAUGGUAUUACAAGCGGUGGAAAGUGGAAAGCCGCUGAAGGAGUGUACAUGAAGAAGAACAAAGACUAG